This is a messenger RNA of Cucurbita moschata (crookneck pumpkin), 3873 nucleotides long. RefSeq lists its product as uncharacterized. NCBI's taxonomy places the organism in Eukaryota, Viridiplantae, Streptophyta, Magnoliopsida, Cucurbitales, Cucurbitaceae. The record is from RefSeq and is a predicted model, not a curated record. The coding region runs from base 522 to 3479 and encodes 985 amino acids. The transcript is spliced from 9 exons.
UUCAAGUCGGUGCAGAAAGGGAGCAAAAAAAAUUCUUCUACCCGUACGUAAUUCCCUUCUUCUUUUUCACUAUCCCGGGUACUGGCCGAAUCUCCGUGCCACUUUACCGGCGAUGUUUCCGGCCACUCUCCCGGCUCUGACCUGACUACUUUUCAACCUUUCAGUCGCACUCUCUGUGGAAUGCUUCUGGGAAAUUCUUGAUUCUGGAGCUUUUUAUAAUCCGAUUUUAAACAUCCAGUUGAAUUUUUGGCUCUUUGAGACCUCGAUCAGUGAUAACUUUCCGUCUGCAUUGCUUAUUCCUUCUUUCUGUGUCGAUUGGAUGAAUGGCUUCUUUCUCUCUUUGAAUAUUCUCCUCUCUCCCGCCCUUUCUCGCUUCUUCUCUCUGUGUGUUCAUAUCCAUGGUCAUUGGCUUCUUCCUUCUUGAAACUUGGGAUCUUACCUUUCAAAUUUGCCCCCCCCCCCCCCCCCCNCUCUCUCGCUCUCAAGGUUGAAGCCUGCAACUAGAAACUUUAAGUGUUUUAAUGAAGGAAGUUCAAAGAAGAACAGCCCGUAAUAAAAUGGAAAAACCUUUCCCUGGAUGCUUGGGAAGAAUGGUAAACCUGUUUGACUUGGGUGCAGGCGUUAGUAGGAACAAGCUUCUGACGGAUAAGCCGCAUCGUGACGGUUCUGUACUCCCAAGAAGUCACUCAGAUGCAGUAAUUAUGACGAGUUCUUCACUUGACAGUCACAUAGAGGAUGGACUGGGUCACUCAAUUGGGAAGGCAAAUCAAACGCCCAUGAAGAUGCUCAUAGACCAGGAGAUGUCAAAAGAGGCUGAGUUUAAGAUUUCUUCCCCAAAUGUUGUUGCAAAGUUGAUGGGGCUAGAUACUUUGCCAGAGCAGCCUGGUUCAGCUGCUUAUAAAACACCUUCAAGAGGUUCCCCAUGUAUAGUUAAAGAAUCUAGGUUGCCACUAGAACGUAUAGAACAAGUUGAUGACUGUUUGGAGAAGGGCGCCCUGUGUGAAAUUCAUCAAAGCUCCGUAGACGUUUAUGAAAUAUGGCAGCAAAGUUUGAAAACAAAUUAUGAUAGAAAAAAGUUGCAUUAUGGAAAUUUUGACAAAAAUAUUGAUGAAAAAAAGAUUGCCCUUGUUCGUCAAAAAUUCACUGAAGCAAAACGUAUGGCUACAGAUGAGAAACUUAGGCAAUCUAAAGAAUUCCAAGAUGCCUUAGAAGUUCUGAGCUCCAAUAAGGAAUCGUUUGUCAAAUUAUUGCAAGAACCAAAUUCCUUGUUUUCUCAGCGUAGUUUUCAACUUUGUUCACUUCCUACAUCUCCUGAGAAGACGUGCAUCACUAUCCUUAGGCCCUCAAAUUUAGUUAGCACUGAAAAAAAAUUUGGGACGGGGAAAAGAUGUGAGAAUCAGAUGAGAAAACCGACUCAGGUCUGCCAUUCCACUGCACGUGACAAGCCCAGUAAUGUGCCUACUUUUUCAAACCAGAGAGUUGAUGAAUAUGUUCAACCCACACGAAUAGUGGUAUUGAAGCCUAACAUUGGUAAGAAUCAUGGUGUUAAAACUGUGGGAACUCAACAAGCUAGUUCAUCACCUGAUAAAACCUCUGGAAAUUUUGAUGAGGAAGCUGAGGGUGUCGAGGUGCCAGAAUUAGGGGAAGCUGCAACGGAGAUUUCUGAACAGUUGAGUGAAGGUCAAAUGGGACAUCAAAGGGAUGAAACUUUGAUUUCUUCUGUCUUUUCUAAUGGUUAUACUGGUGAUGAGAGUUCAUUUUACAAGUCAGAGAAUGAGUAUGCAGGGAGGGAUCUCAGUGACUUAGAAUUAAUGUCACCGUCUUCCAGGCAUUCUUGGGAUUAUGUUAACAAAUUUGAUAGCCCUUAUUCUAUUUCUUCCUUCAGCCGUGUUUCGUGUUCUCCAGAGUCAUUGGUUUGCCGUGAAGCCAAGAAGCGUCUCUCUGAAAGAUGGUCAACGAUCACAUCAAAUGCCAAUUCUCACGAACCGAGGCAUGUAAGGAGAAGCUCUAGUACAUUGGGUGAGAUGCUCUCUUUGUCAGAUCCAAAAAAGUCCAUCGAAUCUAUUGAUCAGAUAACCAAUGAGGAAGAAAAGCGGAGGGAGUUCGCAUCCUGCUUAAGUACUGACUUCAGUAAGGAAGAGAUUGAAAACUCUCCUAGAAGUCUCCAGAGGUCAAAGUCUGCACCAGUAUCUCCUUUGAUGUCACGUGGCAGACUAGGUUUUGAAGCUCCAAAGUCUGCUACGACAGAUGUUAUCCCAGAGAAAACUCAUCCGACAAAGGUUAAAUCAUCAUUUAAAGGAAAAAUUUCUAGUUUAUUCUUCUCCAGGAAUAAGAAACUGAACAAAGAAAAACAAAAUGCAUUUUGUAAAGAGGAAUUGGAUACUUCUGUUGUGGGAAUACUUGGAGCCUCUCCACCUCCUGGCAGGGUUGGUGAUAAUGCAUCUUGUGUCAACAAUACUCAACUUGAAGAAUGCUCAUUCUCUGCUCUGUGUAGAUCAUCAGAGACGUCUCCGGAUUUAACCAACACAUUGGGCGUGGUCUCUCUUGAGGCUGGGUUGCCUUUUGCAAGAAAUUUGAUGCCAGGAAAUGCCAGUGAGAACCUGGACAAUCCGUGUCCAUGCUCUGUUUUUGAACCACUAUUUGAUGAGGAUGACUUCGAGAUGUGCUCGUCUUCUGGCCAUAUGAAGCCAGACAUCAGAGGAAUUCAAGUGCCUACGAAGUCCAACUUAAUUGACAAAUCGCCUCCCAUAGAGUCCAUUUUUCGGACUAGGACAUGGGAAAAUAAAUAUUCAGAAAACACAGAUCCAUAUUUGGUUAAACCCUCGUUAGCAUGUGAAGAUACAGAAAAUGAGGAACAAAAGUGGCUCGGCCUUGUCAAAACUCUGCUCUCAGCCAAUGGCCUCGAUGACAGUGUGCAGUGCAACUCAUUUUUCUCAAGAUGGCAUUCUCUCGAUUAUCCAUUGGAUCCAUCACUAAGAGACAAGUUUGCCAACCUAAGUGCUAAAGAGCCAGAACAGGAGGCGAAACAAAGGCAAUCCAGUUCAAACUGGAAGCUCAUAUUUGACAGCGUCAAUGCCAUCCUGGUCGAUAUUGCAGGAUUUCGGUUGGAUAGGAGCACAAUGGCAAUGUCUUACAACUGGGUAAAUGCUGAUGCUCCCUCACAAGCUUUGGUGGACAGUGUGUGGGACAGAUUGAAGGAUUGGCUAUCGUGCGAAACACAUUGUGUUGGUUUUGAGAUUGGGGACAUUAACAGCCUGGUGGUAGAGAGGAUGGUUCGGAAGGAGGUUGUGGGGAAGAGCUGGAUUCAGCAAUUACAAGAGGAAAUGGAUGAUUUAGGGAAGGAAAUAGAAGGGAAAUUGCUGGAAGAACUUGUGGAAGAGGUGCUGCUUAAUUUGACAGAAGAAAAUGAGGAAGAACGGAAAUAUUGCUGCUACAUUGAAACCAGUCACCUGUACCAUGUCCAGCAGAGGACGAAUUGAGAUGUGCUGCUACUCUGGAACCAAUCACAAAGAGCCAGCAUGACUACCUCUGGAUAAAGCAGGUUUGUAUUGAUACCGUAGAAAUAAUAGUAUAAAGUUUGUGGAGGGUAAAAUUGUAUAGAUAGCCAACUUGAAUAGUUCAACAUGGUUCAACUAAUAUAGGUUUAAUAUUCAAAUUCUAUAUCCGUUGUUGGGAUUAUAAUAUAAAACACUUGGAAAUUGUGAUAUAAUACUUUAAAGAAGUAAAAAGAAUGAAUGUGAUAAAUGAUAGAAAAAAAGUUGAUUUGUUUUUUUUUUUGGAACAAUUUGAUUUUCUUUUUUUCCUUUUUUGUAACAAAAAGUUCUGUUCUUCCACAUGAAUGUUGCGACUAAAUGAUAAAAGGUUAAUUAAGCA